AUGGCCCCUCAACCCGACCAAAGCUCCAUGUUUGUCACCUCUCCACAGACCCAGCCGGACGACAGUCCGCUGAUGACGCCGCUGGCGGUCCCCCAGCACGCGGGACUCAGCCAGGCGAUUUCCAAGCUCAGUCUCAACACCAAGGCCCCCGGCACCGUCGAGAAGCCCGUGCGACCUCCGCUGGCGACGCGGGUGUCGGGUCCACACAUUAAGCUGCGACGGUUUUCGGGCACCAAGAGCGAGCACUCGUCUGCCGGCGAGGAGGAUCUACCCCCGCCAAACGUGAAUUUUUUCCUCGAUAACCGACUCCCCACGGAGUACUUCAAGCAGGAUAUCCUCAUGUUGAUCCAUACCCUCAAGAUUCCCAAGUGGAAGUACGUGGAGAGCACCAUGGCCGCCGACAUGGUGGUCACCCGACUGUCUGGUGCGCUCACCAACGCCGUCUACCACGUUGCUCCCCCGACAUACCUCAAGGAGCGGCUGCGAGAAGCCAACGAAGGCUUUGUGGCCAAACACAGGCUGCCGCUGCCUCUGCUGCUACGAGUGUACGGCCCCCAGGUUGAGCAUCUCAUCGACCGGGACUCGGAGCUGCGAAUUCUGCAGCGUCUGGGACGAAAGAACAUUGGACCCAAGAUGAUGGGCACCUUUACCAACGGCCGGUUCGAGCAGUUCUUCCACGCAAAGACCCUGUCCAAGGAAGAUCUCAGAGACCCAGACACUUCUGUGCAGAUUGCCAAGCGAAUGCGAGAGCUGCACGACCACGUGCGACUGCUUCCUGAAGAGCGAAUGUCUGGCCCCGGAGUGUGGGUCAACUUUGAAAAGUGGGGCGUGCGAGCCAAGGAGGUGCUUGAGAUUCUCGAUAACCGGGCCAAGACCAACCCUGCCGCCGAAUGGACUUGCCAGACCGUUGUGCAGAGCUCCUGGGACGAAUUCCUGACCAUGGUUGCCAAGUACCGAAGCUGGCUGGAGCACAAGCAUGGAGGCGCCGAGUCCAUCAACAAGAAGCUCGUCUUUGCCCACAACGAUACACAGUACGGCAAUCUGCUGCGUCUGGAGCCCCCGCCAGGCUCUCCUCUGCUGCAACCUCAGCUGGAGCACAGACAGCUCAUUGUCAUUGACUUUGAGUACGCAUCCCCCAACGCCCGAGGCUUUGAUAUCUGUAACCACUUUUGCGAGUGGAUGUCCGACUACCACGAUGCUCAGCAUCCCGAAACCAUUCAUGAGAAGGCCUAUCCUACCGUCAAGGAGCAGCUCAACCUUCUCAACGGCUACGUGGAGCAUGGUCUGGAGUCCUUUGAUGACGAGGACCAGAUCCAGGUCGAGGUGGACGGACUCAUGGAAGAGGUGCGUGACUGGCGACCCGCCGUGCACCUCUACUGGCUCGUGUGGGGUAUUGUGCAGGCUGUGAUUGACCAGGAGGAAGACGAUGAGAUCCGAGAGGAGCUGAACAUGGAAACUGGCCAGUACACGUUUGAGACCGAGGAGGAGAAGCAGCAAUUGUCCGCGUCUUCCGGCUCUUCUGCCAAUCUCAAACCGUCCGUGAGUCACUCAUCUGCUUCGGAAGUGGAAGAGGAGGAAGACCCCUUUGACUACCUCAGCUACGCGUCCCAGAAGGCCCAACUCUUCUGGAGCGACAUGAUCAGAUUCGGGCUCUUGGACGAGAAAGACUACAAGGGAGUCACCCGGUUUAUUAAUGCGUAG
This is a messenger RNA of Yarrowia lipolytica CLIB122, 1701 nucleotides long. RefSeq lists its product as uncharacterized. Gene Ontology annotation, biological process: phosphatidylcholine biosynthetic process; phosphatidylethanolamine biosynthetic process. Lineage: Eukaryota; Fungi; Ascomycota; Dipodascomycetes; Dipodascales. Gene Ontology annotation, cellular component: cytoplasm. Gene Ontology annotation, molecular function: ethanolamine kinase activity; choline kinase activity. The record is from RefSeq and is a predicted model, not a curated record.